AUGAAGACGAUUGGAAUCUUUCCCGCAUCAGGCGGACUAGGCGAGAGCACCUACACGCAUCUGCUCCGAUUGGUGCCCGCCGACACGGUGAUCCUCAUCAGUCGACACCCGGACAAAAUCCCGCGCGAGCACGUCCAGGCAGGCGUCCAGACCCGCCAGGCCGACUACACUCAAUCUUCUUCCGAACUCGAGGCCGCCUUCGCGGGGGAUCGAUGUCCUCUUCCUGAUCUCAUAUCCAAGCCAUCAGCACGAGCUUCGGACCAAGGCAUAUCCCACAAUCAUCUAUCAGCUCGCUCGGCCUUCGCCAACGACCCCUCCGGCCACCCAUCAACCACCUCCGUCGCCGAGGUCAUGGGCGCCCACCUCGACAGCGAAGCCCACCUCGCUUCGCUCGCCGCAUCCUCCUCCUCCUCCCCUAAGUUCACAUACACCGUCAUCCGCGAGGGCCUGUACGCCGAGUCCACCCCGAUCUACACGGCCUUCUUCAACCCGCGGACGUCGUCCAAGGACUGCAACGAAAUCCUCAUCCCCCACGAUGGUGGGGGUAGGGGGGUUUCGUGGGUGAAGCGCGAUGAGUUGGGCGAAGCGACGGCAAGGAUUAUUGCGCGGUUUGUGAGUGGUCCGGAGGGGUUUGCUGCGCGGGGUUGGGUUAAUGGGAGGGUGGUUCUCACGGGUACGAGGGAGUGGACGUUGGGGGAGACGGUCAAGGUGCUUGGGGAGGUUGCUGGACGGUCGGGGGAGGGUGGGGUGAAGAUUCGGGAGGUUGGCGUGGAUGAGUAUGUGAGGCAGCCGCAGGUUUUGGGGGUGUUUGGGAGGGAGGAGUUGGCCAGGACGUGGGCUACUGCGUUUGAGGCUGUGAAGAAGGGCGAGACGGGGGCGGUGACGGGGGAUCUGGAGGCGAUUCUGGGACGCAGGCCGGAGGAGUUUGAUGUCACGGUGAAGGAAUACUGGGAGGGUAUCGCAAUCUAUGGCUCAUCACCUAACCAAAGUCCCAGAACCCGUUGA
Molecule: messenger RNA, 1005 nt
Organism: Chaetomium globosum CBS 148.51
Lineage: Eukaryota; Fungi; Ascomycota; Sordariomycetes; Sordariales; Chaetomiaceae
Exons: 3
Coding region: 1-1005 (334 amino acids)
Source: RefSeq, a predicted model, not a curated record